CCCACCCAGAGCUAGGCCUCUAAGUGGCCACAACCACUGGGGAAACCACUCCUUUCUGGAUUAUAACCCUGUUAGGUGGUUCCAGUUUUGAAACACCUACAGUCUUAGUUUAGUUCGUUUCCUUUCCCUUUUCCAGGUGUCGCUCAGAUGUGUAAUUAUUCCUCACACCCCAGAACGUUUCCCAUUGUCCUAGGAGCUCCCAAUGUCCUUACUGCCAUUGGGAAGCAGCGACAAGGAGGCGACAGAUGUCUUAUUUUUCAAUGGACAUUCUUAAAGGUGAACCAAGUAUCAGGAUGGCACACGACUCUUCAAAGAAUUUACUUUUUCAGAGGCAAAAGGAGCGGGGCGCACGGUUUCUGGUGCAUUGCUGAUUUCUAAGGCGGGUGAAGCCCGGGAAGAAGUCGGUGAGCUUUCAUUGUCUUAAGUGAUCUGAAAGAAGUUACCCGCGAUCCCCGUUUUCCUACAAACCCAGCUCUCGGAACCAGAGGGGUUGAAAAGCAAACCUCCGGUAUUAUUGUGUCGAUUUCCCAAGGACCGGGGUUCCCAGCGCGGAUCAGAUGAAAAGAUUGGGUCCUCAGGAGUCCUCCCGGCGUUUUAUACUUAAGAGUCCCCAAAGGAUUGCCCGGAUUUGCCGUGAACCAGCAGCUGUCUUUUAUACUUCCACCUCACGUUUUCAAGAAAGUAUUUUGUUUGCGGCGCUGUCCUGUUCCUAACACCGUUCGGGUCUUCCCCGAGCAAACUUCAGCCUCCUCGUUUCAAGUUAUGUCUUUUACCGAGUGUGAUCUCUAAUUGAAAGUUAACGUUUGCUUUUUUGGAUGAGUCUGUGGAGUUUACGUUGUAAGAAGAAAGGGAGCCCGAGACACGAUGAAAGAAAAGUCUAAAAAUGCUGCCCGGACGAGGAGGGAGAAAGAAAACAGCGAGUUUUAUGAACUGGCUAAAUUACUGCCUUUACCCUCAGCCAUCACCUCGCAACUCGACAAAGCGUCCAUCAUCAGACUCACGACCAGCUAUCUCAAAAUGAGAGUGGUCUUUCCAGAAGGGCUUGGCGAGGCGUGGGGCCACACCAGUCGAACCAGCCCCUUGGACAACGUUGGUCGCGAACUCGGCUCUCAUCUACUCCAGACUCUGGAUGGCUUCAUCUUCGUGGUGGCCCCAGAUGGGAAGAUCAUGUACAUUUCAGAGACAGCUUCAGUUCACCUGGGCCUUUCUCAGGUGGAGCUGACUGGGAAUAGCAUCUAUGAGUAUAUCCACCCGGCUGACCACGAUGAGAUGACGGCAGUGCUCACAGCCCAUCAACCCUACCACUCUCACUUCGUCCAGGAGUACGAGAUCGAACGCUCCUUCUUUCUAAGGAUGAAAUGUGUUUUGGCCAAGCGGAAUGCUGGCCUCACCUGCGGUGGCUACAAGGUCAUUCACUGUAGCGGCUACCUGAAGAUCCGCCAGUACAGCCUGGAUAUGUCUCCUUUUGAUGGGUGCUACCAAAAUGUGGGCUUGGUGGCUGUGGGUCACUCCCUGCCUCCGAGCGCUGUUACAGAGAUCAAACUACACAGCAACAUGUUCAUGUUCCGAGCCAGUCUGGACAUGAAGCUAAUUUUCCUGGACUCCAGGGUGGCAGAACUGACUGGAUAUGAACCUCAGGACUUGAUUGAGAAGACACUGUAUCAUCACGUGCAUGGCUGCGACACCUUCCACCUGCGCUGCGCACACCACUUACUGUUGGUGAAGGGACAAGUGACCACCAAGUACUACAGGUUCUUGGCCAAGCAAGGCGGCUGGGUCUGGGUGCAGAGUUACGCCACCAUCGUACACAACAGCCGCUCCUCCAGGCCGCACUGCAUCGUCAGCGUCAACUACGUCCUCACAGACACAGAAUACAAAGGGCUGCAGCUUUCCCUGGACCAGAUAUCAGCCUCUAAGCCCACUUUCUCCUAUACCAGCAGUUCCACACCCACCAUCACUGACAACAGGAAGGGGGCCAAGUCAAGGCUCUCGAGUAGCAAGUCAAAAUCCAGGACCUCCCCCUAUCCCCAGUAUUCGGGAUUCCACACUGAGAGAUCGGAAUCUGACCAUGACAGCCAGUGGGGUGGAAGCCCCCUGACGGAUACUGCCUCCCCACAGCUUCUGGACCCAGAGAGGCCUGGCUCUCAGCACGAGCUGUCCUGUGCGUACAGGCAGUUCCCAGAUCGCAGUUCCCUCUGCUAUGGCUUUGCUCUGGACCAUUCCAGGCUGGUGGAGGACAGGCACUUCCACACCCAAGCCUGCGAGGGAGGGCGGUGCGAGGCAGGCAGGUACUUCCUGGGAGCACCGCCUGCUGGGAGAGAUCCCUGGUGGGGCUCUCGAGCAGCUCUGCCGCUCACCAAGGCCUCGCCAGAGAGCAGAGAAGCCUAUGAGAACAGCAUGCCGCACAUCACCUCUGUCCACAGAAUCCACGGUCGAGGUCACUGGGAUGAAGAUAGUGUGGUCAGCUCUCCAGACCCUGGGUCAGCCAGUGAAUCCGGUGACCGAUACCGCACCGAACAGUAUCAAAAUAGCCCGCAGGAACCUAGCAAAAUUGAAACUCUCAUAAGAGCUACCCAGCAGAUGAUUAAAGAGGAAGAGAACAGAUUACAGCUAAGGAAAGCCCCUCCAGACCAGCUGGCUUCCAUUAACGGAGCUGGGAAAAAACACUCCCUCUGUUUUGCAAACUACCCACAGCCCCCUCCGGCAGGUGAGGUCUGCCACAGCUCCUCUCUUGCCAGCACUUCACCGUGUGACCAUAUCCAGCAGAGAGAGGGCAAGAUGCUCAGCCCUCAUGAAAAUGACUAUGACAACAGUCCCAAUGCACUGUCUCGGAUUAGUAGUCCCAGUUCCGAUCGCAUUACCAAGUCUAGUUUAAUCCUGGCUAAAGACUAUCUACAUUCAGAUAUGUCUCCUCAUCAGGCAGCAGGAGACCAUCCUGCCAUCUCUCCAAACUGUUUCGGCUCCCACCGGCAGUAUUUUGAUAAGCAUGCCUACACAUUAACUGGUUAUGCCCUGGAACAUUUAUAUGACAGCGAGACUAUUAGAAACUAUUCCUUGGGCUGCAAUGGCUCACACUUUGAUGUAACUUCCCAUCUAAGGAUGCAACCAGACCCAGCACAAGGACACAAGGGAACAUCUGUUAUAAUAACCAAUGGAAGUUGAUGUUUUUUCUAAAAUAUUUUGUUCUUCAAGGGUCUCUGAAACAUAUUUAUAGUCUAAUAUACCCCAUUAGCAACAUUUACUAUGCCACAGAUUGCUAGAAACUCUAAGUUAAAUUUUUGGGUUAUUUGAUAUGAGUUCCCGUGAAAUCAAGGAAAACAGAGCCAACAUUCAAAGUUAUACACAGGUAAAUGAGCUAAAACGUAUACAGAAAUUGCCCACGUAUUCUAGAGGAACUAUAAUCGAUAUAUUUGAAUUGAAAAAUACUAAUGCAAAUUACACAUAGAUACCACAUGGAAGGGCUGACGAAUAAAAUCAUUGUGUUGUGACAAUCUAGUAGAACUUAUACACACAGAUCAUAUGCUAGUCACAAACUGCUAUGUACACUUCUCCUGCAUAAAUAUACAAAUGCCUACGUUUCCCUAUCGAUUGCAAAGAAAUAUGAGUUCCCAAAAUAACUAAGGAAGAAUUAGAUGUACCUUGUAUAAACCAAUCUCUUCUUCAUUAUUUCAAACUAGUCCACUCAUUUGGUUCAGGCAUAAAUUAGAGAAAUGGUUCUGGCUGUGGUACACCAAUGUGUUUUUACCUGGUAUCCAUUACAAGCAAUCAGGAAAAGGUGGUUUUCCCACUUGCUUUUGAAUUAGACAUAGACCAGGUUGCAUUGGCACAACAGUAAGGAAUUCUCUAAGUCAUACCACUGAUAUGUUGGGAGAUACAUAAAAAAUGUGGUCUACUUAAUUUUAAGUGGCUCAGUGAAGGAAAAGGCAGAACAGAGCAGAGUGAUACUAAGUCUCCGAACAACUUUUAAGGUGGAGGUAAACAACAUUUUGGCAGCUAGUGUACAAAAGACACUAAAUAAGAAAUUUAAAUCAGUUCACCCAGACAAAAUUCUGGUAAGUACACAAGUAAAGAUCUGUAAAGCACUAUAUGGCAACAGGAGAAGCAUUUGAGAACGUCUCAGAGCACAGCUAGGCCAGUGUGUCAGUGCAUGCAAAGCCUCAGGAGAGAGUCUAAGCUAAAAGCUCAGGCAGAGGGACAAGUGGUUCAAAGAGUGCUUGGGGAAGCCACAGGGAAAAUGUUGACUUUCUUUGCUGUUUGUAAACAAAGAAAACAACCCUCUUGCUCAUACGUCCACGCGGCACGGUAGAAAGUCAAGUGAACUGUAUGCGGAGGUCUCCAUUCUGACCUUGCCUUUCACUUAUUUCCGGGCUCAUAGAGGCAUCACUCACAGUCCGUGGGUCUUGACUAUCUGGUCUGAAAGACAGCUCUUGUCCAUGGUUCUGUGAUUCAUUGGUAUGCUGAAAGUAAACCUGGAAGCAGUUAAAACUGCUAUAAAUUUUCAAGACGGAUGGUUCUAGAUUUUUCCAUUCACAAGCAGAGGUCUAGAUACUUUGUUAUUUAAGUAAGGUGUGGGCUCUCAGGCAGGAAGAGUUACAGGCAACGAACAGCCAAAUGUAGGUGCUAGAAAUUUACGAGAGAAGAAAAAUGAGUAAAAAUUUAUUUGAUACACUGUUCUCUAGUAUUCAAAGAAAAAUGACAUGCAUGGUUAGAAAAGUUUCAUAGAUAAUAUUUUUUAGAAUUCCCAUGCCUGUUACUCUUGCCAUGUUUAAGGAGGAGGGUGGACUUUAUACUUAUGAAAUCAUUACAUAGCAUUGGACACUCAGGGAUUAGUACUGUAUUUUCAUCACUCAACAUGAUCAUUUGGUGACCGUCAAUAUAACAGUAAGUUGAGAGUUGAAUAAUAAGUUGUUUGUACUGAGAGAAGAGGCUACAUAAACUUAAACACUACUUCUUGGGUAUGACAGAACAACAUUGUCAAUGAAAAUGAGGAAGCAUACAAAUCAGUGAGGAAUAUAUUUUAUGUACUUAAAUAUACUUUAAAAAAUAUUCAAGGGAAUAUGAAAAUUAAAAAUUUAAUUCCAUAAGAAAAAUAUUUGAUAAUUUUGAGAAAAUUGUUUAAAAGAAAAUCACAGGACAGAUGAUUUGAAUAAAAUUCCAGCAUGAGGGAGGUUUUCAGGAUGGUGAAGGUUUUACAGAAUUCUAUAGAUCACACACAUAUCUGAUGAAUAUGUAUUUUGGACAGAAAAUCUCUACAAGUAGGUUCUAUUGCUGGGUAGGUAUACAUUAGUGCAUCAGAGAUACCUUGUGAGAGAUGGUUGUCAACUAAAGGAAUUCCAGCAGAGUUUUUAUGUAGAGAAUAAUUCAUACAAGAAUAAAUUGUGUCUCCAUAGACAAAGCCUAAUAAGGAGGAACAGUGCUUCCCAGAAUGCCAUAACUAAUAUUUUUAAAGGAAGAUAGAUUCAUUUAUAUCACAUUUUGAUUAGCAAUUUUAGUAGAUUGGCCCAUUUAAAAUACAUUAACCAUUAAACAAGUGUCAGUUUUGCAGUGACAAUUUUAUAACUGCAUACAAUGCCUCAUAGACUCACAAUAAUAUAUACAUGUAACUUACUUUGUUUUACAGAAUGGCAUGAUUAUUAUAAAUGACCCAAGAUUAAUUGAUCUUUACAAGUAGGUGACUUCUUACUGUUCAUGUAGAUAUAUAAAAUGAACUUGUAACCUACAUUAUUUUGUUCUGUACAGGAACAUAUUUGCUCAUAAAGAAUGUGCCACCUGUCUUAAAAAUGUGGGAUGUAAAAAAAUAUGGGAUGUAAAGUAAAUACAUCCCUAAUAACUUAAUCAAUUAAUAUUAAACUUAAAUUUACUUCAUUUUUAAUCCCUGAUUUUCCUAUCCUUACUAAAAAAUGGAAAGCCUGAGAAGCGCAUUUCCUUCUACCACUUGGGAGAGUCAUAAAAAUCUGUUACAUACAAUUAUACAAGAAUAACACACAUAGUUCCUUAGUCUCUGUGAAGCCCAUUCUAUCUGGAAAUAGUUAGAAUAUCUCUGGUGCUCAUUUGCUUGUUUUACGAAGAUAAAAUUUAAAACUGUGGAUGACCAAUGAAAUAUGUGUUUCCCAAAAUUUCCUUGGGAAAAUUCUGUUAAAAAAAUUAUUUCAGAGAACAUACAGCUGAUGUACUUUCUUUUUGAUAUAUUUUAAAGGUCAGAAACACUGUAGGCCAGACAUUGAUGUGUGCUUCAGCUCCACAAAUCUUUUGACAUCACAUGCAAAAUCUAAUGUGAUAGCUUUUUUUUUUUUUUUUAAAAACUGUACUUGCCUGUGCAAGGCACUACGACAGAACUGAUAGACAUGCAAAACCAGACGGGAUGUAAUAAACGAUUCCUUCAGUGUUUAUACAGAAAACCACUUAUUAUUUCCUGGUUAUAGUUUAUAGGGCUAGAGUAUUCCCAGCGAGUACUGUUUUAGUGCUGUCUGUAUACUGCCUUUGGGCAGAGAAUCCCACUUAAAAUAAGCUUUAAUGAGAUCUCCUAAAAGGACAAUAUGUUCCAUUUCCCUUUCUUUUAUUUAAAUUCGGUUUAAUUUUAAUACAAGAUUACUUGGAAAAUAUGAAUAGAUAUCUUAAAAUAAAAUGAAAUUUCCCUCCAUUCAACAUCUAGGUAAUGUGAUCGUAGAGUUGGCAACUCUCUGAAUACAGACUUGCUAUGUUAUUGCUCUGUAUUUCUCUCUCUCAAACCCUGCUAAUGACUAAGCUAUGAUCUAUUAGUACUAGCGGUGAUUGGGAGUGACAGAGUGAGAACUGAGUACUUGACUGGGAAUCACUCUUCUUACCACUGUGAUAUAGUCAUCCUUGUUAUAAUUUUUGAAUGUCCGGACUUGGGUUCUUGGUUCAUUCAAAUGAUAGGUGUAGGCACACAUCCAACUUUCUGAAUGACUUAUAAAGAAAGUCCUCUAAAUACAUAAUUGAGAAUUCAUGUAAAUGCCAGGUUUUCGUGGAUAAUGAUUUCACUGUAGGUAAAAUCUGUUGGCUAGCUCUUACUGUGAAAAUACAUGGUGCAUCAGACAUGCUAAAUUUUAAGUGGGCGUCAGAACAGCUGUGGAUACAUGCAAGUAUAUCAUAAAUAGAAAAUAUUCUUGGAGGAAAGUUUUGUGUGGUUCUUAUAUCUGUGUGCACAAAGGUUGUACGGGUAGUGCUUAAAUUCAAAAGGUAAGAUGUCACUCAAUUCCAUAUUGUUCAAAAUUCCUUCUCUAAGUUGUGUGCAGAAAGCACACACACACACACACACACAUACACACACACACACACACACGCACACUCUGACUUCUAUCUUACUUGGAGGAUUUAAAAAUGUGCUAUAUGCCAUGUGAAUGUAUGAUGAUUCGCACAAGAAAUUCUAAUUGAUAAUUUUAAUCUAGGCAUUGUGUUUUGUGUUUUGGGAUUUACUGUGUGAGCCUGCGUUCAUUGCCUAGGUAAGAGGACUUUGUCCUAAUCUGCUAAUCCUAGACAUAUCUAGUCAAUUUAUACCCAAUAAUUAUGAUGUGUUUAUAUUUCAAAAGAAAUGAAAUUGGCAUGGACAAAUUUUUUUUUUACAGCAACUGUAACUUCUUUUCAAAGGAACGUAUUUCAAAGAAACAAACCAGAGGCACUUCAAGAAAGAUAAAAUAUUUUAUGCUUGUUUUUUGACUGACAUGAUAUAAAAAGGAUUAUAUUUGUGAGAGAAGAUAUUGGUUCGAAAUUACCCUCUUGCAAUGUAUAGUUUUUAGUGAUAUUGUAGUAUAAAACUUGUAAUCUGAACUUUUACUUUGGAAUGUAAAGUAGGAAAUAAUAGCUAUGUCAAUGAUAUCUUACAAAGUGUCCCCAUUUAUAAUUAUUUAUAUUGUAAAUAGCUUUCUGAAGUAAAAUUGAAGUUAAUGUGCAUAAAAUGUAUUUAUUAUGUGAGGAAUUUUUGGUUUAAAAUAUAGUUACCAAUAUGCA
Molecule: messenger RNA, 7968 nt
Organism: Mastomys coucha (southern multimammate mouse)
Lineage: Eukaryota; Metazoa; Chordata; Mammalia; Rodentia; Muridae
Gene: Sim1
Product: SIM bHLH transcription factor 1
Exons: 12
Coding region: 865-3162 (765 amino acids)
Biological process (GO): regulation of transcription by RNA polymerase II
Molecular function (GO): DNA-binding transcription factor activity, RNA polymerase II-specific; RNA polymerase II transcription regulatory region sequence-specific DNA binding; protein dimerization activity
Source: RefSeq, a predicted model, not a curated record